Messenger RNA from Glycine soja, 405 nucleotides. RefSeq lists its product as uncharacterized. The record is from RefSeq and is a predicted model, not a curated record. Lineage: Eukaryota; Viridiplantae; Streptophyta; Magnoliopsida; Fabales; Fabaceae. The transcript has a single exon. The coding region runs from base 1 to 405 and encodes 134 amino acids.
AUGUAUGCAGACAAGAAGAGGAUAGACAAAGAGUUUAAUUUUGGAGAUCUUGUGUACUUGAAGAUUCAACCAUACAAGCAAUACUCCUUGGAAAAUACAUACUUUCACAAGCUAUCGACGAGGUAUUAUGGUCGCUACAAGGUUAUUGAAAGGAUAGGGAAGGUAGCAUACAAAUUGGACCUUCCUGCAAACACGAGGAUUCACAAUGUAUUCCAUGUGUCAUUAUUAAAAAAGCAUCAUGGUGACCAUGAAGUUUCAGAACAAUUACCAAGACUCAAUGAAGAUGGAGACUUAAUAAUUAGACCAGUGGCCAUAUUGGAUAGAAGAGUUAAAAAGAAGAACAAUAAAGCCAUUACUGAAGUAUUAGUGUGGUGGGAACAGACCAACCCCAAGGAUGCAACAUGA